ACUAAUCUCCACCAUAUAAAUAAUACGCUCUCUCCUUCUAACAGCUUCUUCUUCAUCCGAGCUGCAUAAUAGUCAGUUGCUAAAUUCCAAUUACACCAUUCCAUCGAAACUCAAAUCCCGGAAUUCGAAUUCUCCGCAAAUUAUACGGAAAUUAUUGAAUAAUUGUUGAAUUUUAGAUUUAUCUAGGGUUUUUGAUAGGCUCAACAAUGGGUGAAUUGAAAAUGGAGGACAUGCCUCUUCCAGCUCUGUUCGAGAAAGCUAGGAAGAUUCACCUAACCGCUACAGAGUCCGGUGCUGAUCAGGACACGAUACGGAAAGGAUGCGAAGCACUUGAGAAAUGUGAGGAAAUGAUAAGUAAGCUUGGGUUGUUCUCAGCAAAUGAAACCAAAGAUGAUAUUAGCACUACAAAUCUUAAAUAUAUUCUGGUUCCAUAUUACCUUGCUGAGCUUAUGGAAAAAGUCGUACAGGAUGAUAGGAUACAAAUUCUUAAGGCUUCCCAAUCAAAGUUAAAGGAAUUUCUUUCUUUUUGCGAGUCAAUGGAACUUGUACCAGAAGAAGAGUUGCUGGCUUCUUCUCAAGGGGGUUCAAAUACUUUUGCAGAAAGAAGGGCCCAAAAGAUUGCUCGGUUCAAUCGCCAAAGGGCUGCUCAGGCAAAGCUGCUGGAAAUAAAAGAACGGAAAGAGCGUCGUGGUCGUUCAAGUAGGGCAACUGCCUUGUCAACUCCAGUUGAGGCCGGAGAAGAAGAUGUGUUGGACGAUGAUGGAGAAGAAGAGCGGGAGGCUUGGCUUACCACCAUCUCACUGGCAAUCUGUAAGGCAUUCGAUCUGCUUGAAAUGUUAAAGAAGGAAGAUGAAAUGCUUUCUGCUGUAAAGGAAAGACAACUGAAGGAAGGGGACAAGGAUUUUUCUCAAGCUAUACUUGAUGAACGAAUGAAGAAAGCAGAAGAUUGGCAUCGCAAUGCUGCUGUUCGAGCUCAAUAUACCAAGCCAGCACCACCUAUCACAUGUGCUACUUUUGCUCAAGAUGUUCUAGAAGGGAGAGCAAAUGUCUCACAGGCACAUGAUCACAAGCACCAGCCGAUGAUAUUUGGACCAGCAAGUCUUAUUGGUGGAAGUCUAACAAGUGAGAGGGAAAGGAUGGCAGCACAAGUCUUCCAACCUAGUUACAGGUUGCCAACCAUGAGUAUAGAAGAAGCAGGAUUAAAGGAAAUGGAGAUUAUGAAUAAAUGGCAAGAGAGAAAUGCAAAACUCAUGGCAGAAGCCAACUCUGCAUGGUACAAGGAUGAUCAGAAGUUAAAACCAAGCGAGGAAGAUGAUGAAGAUGAUGAUGCUGCUGUAGAAAAGGCAAGGGCAUGGGAUGACUGGAAAGAUGACCAUCCUCGAGGUGCUGGCAAUAAGAAGCUCACUCCAUGUGGUUAAUGUGGCAGGGUUGUUUUGUCUCGCAGUUGUAUUCUCCAAACAGGGUUGGGACUCUAUUUUUUGUUUUUGCUAGCAUUCUUUUAAAUUCUCUCUUCAUGGAUAUUAUUUCUACAAAAUUUUGGUUCAGUGUCCUCUUUUCUAGUGUUUUUGUUGUGUUAUAUUUAGGAAGUUGAUCGUGCACAUAUUGUUGCAUAUACACAAGAUUUCAACUGUUAGAUUAGCACUGUUCAUUGGAUACAAUGUUCAAUAUCUAUUUGCAUACACUAGGACGUGUGUGGAACCAUUUCUGUAUAAUAUUUUUAUAUCUAUAGUUUGCCGAAACUUGACAUGGGUCCAACGGGCUUUGGCGGUUCUGAUA
Messenger RNA from Jatropha curcas, 1776 nucleotides. RefSeq names its product 2A phosphatase associated protein of 46 kD (gene TAP46). Gene Ontology annotation, biological process: regulation of dephosphorylation; regulation of signal transduction. The record is from RefSeq and is a predicted model, not a curated record. Gene Ontology annotation, cellular component: cytosol. Lineage: Eukaryota; Viridiplantae; Streptophyta; Magnoliopsida; Malpighiales; Euphorbiaceae. Gene Ontology annotation, molecular function: protein phosphatase 2A binding.